This is a messenger RNA of Durusdinium trenchii, 1977 nucleotides long. NCBI's taxonomy places the organism in Eukaryota, Dinophyceae, Suessiales, Symbiodiniaceae. The record is from the annotation of a GenBank genome assembly.
AUGCAGCGCUCGAAGUCCAGGAGGUGGUCCUCAUCAAUGCCAUCACGCAUCGUGCCUUGGCGGUGCUUGCGGUCGAGACGACCACGGAGGUGGCGCGUGAUCUUGCUCUCCUGGCUUGGUCACUCGCCAAGCCGGUGCCUCGGACGACGCGGAAUGGAGCCAGCUGUGAUCAGAGGAGAGAAGCACAUGGCCGCGAGGAGGCUCAGCCUAGCGACCCUUCCGACCAUGAAUGCUGUGGCGGAACUCACCUUCAAGCAGAUCAAGGCGAAAAGCAGUGGACCGCAGGCGCUGGCGAACAGUGCUUGGGCGUUCGCCACCAGCUCCAUCAAGCAUCCGCCUUUGUUCGAUGCCAUUGCCAGGCUCUCUAUGGAGACCCUGUCAGAGUUUGAUCAGCAGGAGCUCACCAAUCUCUCCUGGGCCUUCGCAGAGACCCGCUGCCGCCACCUCCCCUUGAUCGAAGCCAGUUCUGCCGCCCUCGUGAACGCCUUGGAGGUCCGUGGCAUGAGCGAGGAGGAGGUGGCACGAGGUGGAUAUGCCAUGGCGUGGGCACAGGAUCGCCAUGGGCGUCCUGAUUUGUCGCGCGCCUUGGUGUCGCACUUCAUGGUUGGGGCAAGGUGCCACAGCAUGGCCUGGGGCCUGGUGAUCCAAGAUGAGGAGUGGCGUCAUCAUGCCCCACCCAACGGUGCAGUGACAGCGCUGGAGGCGAUGGCGCGGACCGCAAGCUUCGACUUCGGGCGAGAUGAAAAAGUUGUUCCGGAGGGCGGCGCGAGCCAAUUGGAUCGAGAUAGCUGGGUGGCCUCAAUGAGUGGGGAGGUGAUUUGCUUCGUGUUUCCUGGGGCUGCCGGCCAUGUGAACCCCUCACUGCCCAUCGCACGGCGCUUGGUCCAGCAGGGCUACCAGGUGGAGUAUGUCUGCAGCGAGGCCCUGCGUGCCCCGAUCGCCGCCACGGGCGCGACCUUCCGUGAUGUGGACUUCGUGGUGGUGCCGCGUGCGGCGGGGGACGUCUCCAGCGCACGCGAGAUGAUCGUGGUGAGCACCCUCCAAGCCUAUGAGGAUCCUGGGGCCAAUGCUUGGGCGUUGAACUUCGGGAGCCUGGCAGCCAGCAAGCUGAUCCCCAUCUUCGUGGACUUCUUACGCGAGCUGGCACCCAAGCUGCUGGUGUAUUGUCCUGUGCUAUGCUCCUACGCGCACCUGGCGGCUUCCCAUCUGAAGAUCCCAGACGUGUCGCUGCUGACCGCCAGCGGCCCGGGCUUUUGGGAUGCGGCGUUCACUACGCAUGGUGGGUCCGCCAAACAGCUGUGUGAGGCAAUUGGCAAGAAUGCCGCGAACAACAAGGCCGUUCAGGAGAUCCGGGCGUUCCUGGGAAAGCCCGAGCUGAAGCUGAACACCUCGGAGCCGCUGAUCUGCGACUACUACACCCGCCUGAAUCUGGUCACCACCAUUCCGUCUCUAGCGGACCCCCUGAACGACGCGGAUGCGCAGUUCUAUCGCGAGGCGGGGCAAGACUUCCACUUCAUCGGUCCCUGUUUGGACGAGCCCGGCGAGGGCGAGAAGAGCGAGGAGUUGGAGCUGCGAAGGCUCUGGGAGGAGUGGAGUUUGGGGAAGGGGAGGAGUGGAGCCGGUGGUGCUGAUGGAAUGACACCUGAUGAAGCCAGUUGGUACAUCUUCUCACUGCCGUUGGUACAUCUUCUCACUGCCGGUGCCCGGUUGGCCCAUGAACCACACCCUUCAAGCUUCAGUGAGUGGUUGCUGUGCACCACCUCGGACACCCUCCAGGAGAUCCAGGAAGCCAUGGCCCAGAAGCGCGAGAUCAUUUACGUCUCCAUGGGCACGGUGCUCACCGGCGAUCAUCCAGACCAUGGCUGGCAUGGUCAGAGUGGCACGCUGCUCACGGGCCAGCAGCUCUGCCAGGCCGCGCCAGCUCACGAGCGCUGGAGGUCCACGGAGUCCACUGCGAUUCCACGCUUUUUCGGUUGA